Messenger RNA from Patella vulgata (common limpet), 7241 nucleotides. RefSeq lists its product as uncharacterized. Lineage: Eukaryota; Metazoa; Mollusca; Gastropoda; Patellidae. The transcript is spliced from 2 exons. Bases 322 to 2109 code for a protein of 595 amino acids. Gene Ontology annotation, molecular function: 3'-5'-DNA exonuclease activity; nucleic acid binding. The record is from RefSeq and is a predicted model, not a curated record. Gene Ontology annotation, cellular component: cytoplasm. Gene Ontology annotation, biological process: DNA catabolic process.
UACCUACAGGUCGUGGAAACAUAUAAUUGUAUUUUGAAAAUAGAUUCGAGUGGGAAAUUCCGCGAAGCCGACAGGCUGGAGAUUCAGCCAAAAUAAUGUGUAGACCAAUCACAACGCGUAUAAUAUUAGACUUUAUUUACGUCACAUAUUUACAAAUCUAAGGUCAACGUGUUAUGGCGUACAUAUUUCAUCGUCAAACUCAUUUCAACUUGUAGAAAUAAUUUUUGGAAAAUGGUAGAAUUCGCAUCGAUCAAGAAGGAAAAUUCAUUCCCACUUGUUUGAGGCAAACCAGGGAUACCGCUUAACAGGCAAACACACGCAAUGGAUGAAGAAAUGGUGCCAGAUUUGCAAAAACUACAACCUGUUCAGACGUUAGUUUUCAUGGAUUUUGAAGCAACGGGACUUCCCCAAGAUAAACCUCAAAUUACUGAACUUUGUCUGAUCGCCGUGCAGAGGAGCGAAUUGAUGUCUUCAGAUGGGAAUCCACGAGUUCUGAACAAACUGCAGUUAUGUGUUAAUCCGAGGAAACCAAUAUCGGCGAAAGUUAGCGAGUUAACAGGUUUGUACAAUGACCAUCUAGAUAUAAUGCCACCUUUUGACCACCAUUUAGUUCACCUAUUCAACCAAUUCCUGGACCGUCUGCCACAACCAGUUUGCUUACUGGCUCAUAAUGGCUACGGAUAUGACUUUCCUCUGCUGAGAACACAACUUCUGGAAAUUGAAAUGGAGUUAAAUGAAAAAGUUCUAUGUUGCGAUUCUUUGAUGGCCUUUCGAUAUUUAGACGGUGCAGACACGCUAGACAGUCAUUUACCAUAUUUGACAAUGAAGAGAGAAAUCAAUCCUAAAACGCAUUAUCCGGUUGUUUGUAUGGAUUUCGAUAGUCGACCCGGUCCAAGUCAAAGACAAAAUGGCGAUCACAUUGAUCCGGUUUUAUCUAAUGAACGCACGAACCGUCAUCAAGAACAAAUUCAAAUUGACGAAAAUUGUAAUUUAAGUGCCGACAUUAUUACAAAUCAAAAUAUUCCCAAUCAUGUGAAUGAUGAUGACAAUGAUGAAACAGUAGAAUCGUUUAAUUCUACGCCUCCGGAUGAGGAAGAGAAAAAUAAUGUCGGUGAAAAUAUAGCAGAGAUGUCGCCACCGCAUCUAGAAGAGGAACACGCACUAGCUAAUAACGGUUCCCCUGGAAAUCCCGACGAUGAAGUUGACAUUAAUCUCGAUCCACUACAUUUUAAAUUUGCUAAUGAAAGAACACCUCCGAAUAAACCGCCGGUAAUCAACCCAGUGCCUCGUAAAAUUAUCGCUCCGCAGCCCAGAUCACACGAUGAUAUAAGCUUAGGCAAUACUAAAAGGCAGCUUAAUUUCGAAAUCCAAGAACCCAAACACACAGCGCCAAACUCGAUGUGUUACGAUUCAAACGAAAGAUCAGCUCCAGUAUUUGGAAACACCAAAAGGCAGUUAAGUUUUGAAAUGGAUUCAUCCAACAAUCAAAUGGAAAGCGAAAGUGGUGUUUCUUGCAAUAAUGGAAAAAGAUCGAAUAAAGACUCACCAGACUCGAUCGCAAAGAGACUUUGUGCAAAUAAAGAAAGUCACAAUUCACCUGCGCACAAUUUAUACGAACCUUUACAUAUCGACACAAAUACUGGAAAUGCGGAAAGUUUCCCCCAGAGCAGUCUAGAAGACGAUGACCUUUUAUGUGCCGUGGAAAAUACCGAAAAUAACAUUGACAAGGUCAAAAAUAAAUCGUCUGUUUCUAACCAGAAAUGUAGUGUAAGGUUAAAUAAAAAUGUGCCUAAUCCUUCCAUUAAAUGCGUGGUCGAGGGAGAACCGGGGCCGUCUUCGACUUCCAGAUACAGUUCUAGUCUUGUUCAACAAAUUAAAAUUACGUCUGGGCAAAAUUUAAACAGCACACGCAAAGAAACGCCUUCUAAGGUAUCAUAUAGUUUACCUAAAUUAUAUUUAAGAAUUUUUGAUGAAACGCCGAUUGCAUCCCACUCGGCUGAAGACGAUUGCGUGACACUAAUGAGACUGGUCAAAAAUGCGUCUCCAAGAUUUAUACAAUGGGUCGAUUCGUUUUCUAUUCCGUUUUCUCAUAUAAAACCUAUGUACUAGAUUUUGAUACGCAUUUAUUUUUAAUUAAAUUAUUUUUUUUAUAUAUUAUAGUUCUGUGGGUUAUUUUCACCCUAAAGACGCGUUAUGUAAGAGCUUAAGAGCUAAUUCUUCCUAUCUUUCUUCUGGUUCCAAAUGUUAUAAAUUAUUAAAGAUACAUUAUGGGAGAUAAGAUAUAGAGAUGACAGUUCUCGCUAUAAUAGUUAACAACUAGAUAGUGUAAAGGUAAUUUGCUGAAAAUUUCAGUCAAAUUGAUCCACUAUGAGCCGAGAAAGAAGCGGGUGAAAUUUUUGCAUAGUCUCGGUCAUCAUUACUAAAACCAUUAAUAUAAACAGCAGUCUCGAUUAUCCACUUUUUCUGAUUUAAUUAUCUUUGGCCGUUAGCGGCAUAUAUGAAUCUAAUCCAGCCUACAUCGAAGGCUAGCCUUGACAUCGAGAGUUUAUUAUGGUCUGGAUAAGUUAAUUAAUGUCUAAUUGAUAAUUUAGAUAACAUUUCAGGCCUAAAGAAAGACUUGUAAUAAGCAGAUUUUGCUCUUGCAUAAUGCAUGUUUAAUUAGACAUUUAUCCACAAAACAAGCCUAUAAUCAACUCUAUAGAUCAUCGGAUGAUUGGUAUUUUGAACGGGCUGACAGGCGGUCUCCAUUUAAUAGUUUAAUUUAAAAAUGGAUAAUCGAGACGUUGUUUAUUAUCGUAACAACGGUAGCAAUGAAAAUCGAGACUACACUAUUCUUCAAAUAGCCAUAACUUCGCCCAUCGGAAUGAAUUAAUUUGACUGAAAUUUUCAAUACAUAUUCAAUUUUCAUCAAUCAUCAUCUGUUAUUAAACUAUUAUAGCCGACAUAUUAGCUCUUUAUCGAAAUCUUAUAUAAUGCAUCUUUGAAAUUUUAUAUAAAAAAAGCUUAGAUACGGGGCGGACAUGUUUUUGCACCUUAAAAUUUUGUAUAAAAAUACAUGUAUAUAUAAAAAUAAGCUUUGAUAUAAAGGGGUGGGCAUUUGUAUUUUUAUCUUAAACUUUUGUAUAAAAAUAAACUUAGAUAAGAGGCGGACAUUUGUAUUUUUCACCAUAAAAUUUUGUAUAAAAAUAAGCUUUGAUAAGGGGCAUUUGUAUUUGUAUCUUAAAAUUUUGUCUAAAAGUAAGAAUAAUCUUAGUCAAGCAAGAUGGGCCUGACAUUGUAUUUUUGUGCAAUUUGUGGAAUAUUCGUUGGAAUGGUUUCGACAAUUGUCAUUAAAGCCCACUGUUAAUGAAUAUACAUGUGCAAAUGAAUCAUGAAAACAAUUUGAAACAAAUUCGGAUAAGAAUUCUAUGACAAAUUAAUGAUCUGUAAUGUAUAACGCCAGUGCAAGUAGAGGUGCAUUUUCGCUUUUUUAGCUUAAUUUCAGAUUUAGCCUUUUCUUAGAUAAUUUAUAUAUAAUGCAGGUGGGAGCUUUGUUAUUGGGAAAGCUUUGUUACAUGUUUGUUGUCGAAAUUUUGUUAUAUGCAAUAUAAUUUAUAAGGAAAGGGUAACCGUUAGGCACAUUAACACAUGUUAUUAAUUAAGAAAAGUAAUACUAGUUGAUAUUGUUAUGGUUAUGUGGAAAGUAGUCCUUUAAGAAAAGUAAUACUAGUUAAUAUUGUUAUGGUUAUGUGGAAAGUAGUCCUUUAAGAAAAGUAAUACUAGUUGAUAUUGUUAUGGUUAUGUGGAAAGUAGUCCUGACUAUUUUUCGCAGCUGUUGUUUUGAUUUAUUAAGUAGAAUAUUUAAAAAAAAAAUAAUAAUAAGAAUGUUAUGUCUUCCGAAGUAUUUUUCUAUAUGUAUAUUUUAUAUUAUUAAUAUUUAUUUAGCAUGUUAUAUAGUAUUUUAAUAUUUUGCCUUAUACACUGUUAGAAUUAUUAUGUAUUUUUACUCUUUUAAGCUGGCAGAAAUGUUGCCAUCAUUAUCACUGUAUUUUAACAUUGCAUGUUAUUUCACAGUCUGUAAUGUAACUUUACCUUAUCUAUUAUACAUCCAAGGUAAAUUUGCAUAUCUGUAAAUGGAGUACAUGUAUAAUUACCACGAAAUUAAUUUACAUAAAUGGUAAUUUAAGAAAACAUUGUAAAAAAAAACCCAAACAAACCAUGCUGUGUAAUUUGAUAAGAGUUUUUCUAAUUAUAUCUCGUGACAAAUUGCAAUAUUUCUGCAAGUAAAUUUACUAUUCUAGUGUAGAUGUAAAUGUUAUGUAAUUUGACGAGGUAAAAUUAUUAAGGGGAAUGACUUUCCCCACUUGGCUAAUUAGUCCUAGCUCGAUCCUGGCGAACACAGAAAGUUUUUGGGACCUUUCAGUCGAGCAUAUAAAACAACAUUAGAUAAUGGAAAGGGUAGGUGGGAUGAAACUGCCCAAGCAAAAUGUCCAACAAUACACAUUGGGUCAAUUCAAGUUGUGUUGUAGUGGUGUAUAACUGGUGUUCUUUUUAGUGCCUUAACUUGAGCCCCUAGAUUUAGCACUAGUGUUACACCAGUGUUUAAACUAGUUUAAUACAAGUGUUCACACCGAUGGAAUAUAAAAAUAAAAAAAUAACCUAUAGCACUAGUGUUAUAUAUAAAAAAAAAGUUAAGUAACUAGGAUCUAUGUUGUAUUUUUGUUGUCUAAUUCAAUCAGUAUUCAGUUGAAAUUUCCUAUCUGAAAUUUCGCAUAAUUCAACAGGUCUGCGAUCAACAUUUAUUUGUCUUACUUUUUGACCAUAUAUGGGUAAAAAAAUAAUUUUUAGCCAUAAAACUAAAUCUAAAAGCCUUACAAGAAAUUCCCUUUUAGCCGUCUGCUGUUUGAUACCAGCGUUGUCAUAAAUGACUUAACCUAGGGGUUAGUGUUAGAGUUAUUUUUAAAAUAACAGCAGAUGGCAAGAAGGGAAUUUCUUUUAAGGUUUUUAUCUAUAUAUGGCCAAAACGUAAGACACAUAAAUGUUGAUCGCAGACCUGCUAAUUUACGAGAAAUUUUAGGAAAUUUCGACUGAAUAAUGGUCAAAUGGGACUACAAAAAUUCAACAUAGAUCCUAGUUACUUAACUUCCUGGAAGCGGUUAGUUUUCCCCAAUUACCUUUCUUUUGGUGUUUUUUUUUAGUUGGCCAGCCCAUGCAAAGAAUUUAAUGCGUAAGUGUAACAUUUAAAAAUAACACUAGUCUUAUAGGUUUUUUUUAUUUUCCACCAGUGUUAACACUGGUAUUAAACUAGUUUAGACACUGGUGUAAACACUAGUGCUAAAUCGAGAGGCUCAGGUUAAGGCACUAAAAAGAACACCAGUUAUACACCACUACAACACAUCCUUAACACAAGUGUAACCCGGGACUUGAAUUGACUCAGUGAUCUAACUGGUGUUAAAUACUACACCACCUUAACCCAGGACUUGAAUUGAACCGAUAUGUAUUUUUGUUAUACUUAUAACUGUAAAAUAUAUAUAUAUAUAUAUAUAAUUUUAACAGUGAGUGAUAGCUAACCAGAAACUCUUGAUUCAACAAACUCGCCUAUUCCCAUUUUGUUGCGAUGCACAAUAUGAGUGACAAUAAAGGAGUGUUUGAAUGACCAGCAAAAUCAACCUCUUAUUUCGUAUUCGUAGCACCAACAGUUGUCAGCCUAAAAUUGAACAGUUUUAUUACUGCUUUGCAACACACUAGAAAUAAAAACUGAUUGGUUAAAUUAAAUUUAGAGCACCUUUAGGGCUAACUUAAUUUCUCAAUUAGGAUUGGUCGAUACCAGGCAUACGAUUUGGAACAAUUCAGCCAAAUCACAGUAGGGCAAUUAAUCAGGCGCUAAAUUUCAAAUUUGAUGUAGAAUUUAAACCGAAUUUACACGUAUGAUUCCAAUUAGCUUAAGUCAACCCAUGUUGCAAUAAAUUUAAAAAUUUCAUUUUGGAGUAUUUGUUCACGUAUUCAUAUUUUCAUCUUCGAUUCCAAUUCUGACUUCAUGCAUCAAUAAAAUUAGCAAAAAACAAAGAAAUACAAACCAGGAUUCGAAUUGGCCCCGAUUCGUUUCAACUACCACACUGAUCAGCAGUGAAUAUUCUCUAGGCCGCAACAUCGAUGCGACUUAAUGAACCACAAAUAUUAACUUUUUCCCCCGACAAAUUAAAUUCUAAAACAUUUUUUUUUAUGUAUUAGAAAAAAAAAUAAAGAUUUUUGAAGUAUUUGUAGGUAAAAAUUAUUUCCUAUUUUAGUGUAAAUGGGUAUUAAAACGAGUAAAAGGGACCAUUCUGCUAGAAUCAGUAAUGUCUUAUGUAAACAAUGCAAGCGCUAUUGAGCCAAUGAUUGACGUCGCGUGAUGUGACGUCAUGUGUUGAAGGCAGUCAUCUUUUACAGAUAUAUUAGAAAACUUUCGUAAUACUCUGUGAAACAGAUUGUUCAACUACAAGCAGGCUAUUCUUGAAUGAAAAAUCUGGAUUCAUCAUUCGAACACACCUUAAAGAGUGGAUUACUUGAGAUGUUAAUUGUAGUAGGGUGUAGAAAAGCACCAAUUUUUAGAUUUUGUUAUGCAUAUUUUAUCUACCGUUGUUAUAUAUAUAUAUAUAUAUAUAUAUAUAUAAAUACAUAUUAUUAUAUAUUUUAAGUUAGACCUUAAUGUUAUUAACUUCUUGAAGUUUUGUUAUGUGCGUAGUUAACUUUUCCAUAGAAAAUACAUAGAUCGAUUUUAAAAUCCGCCAAAGGGCCACAUUAGCCCAAAAUUAACUGGACAUGCUCACUACCCAUGGCUUAAAACGGUCCACAAAAUCUGUGUGUACUGCGCGUUUGGUGUCUGUUUGCGCCGUUCUUUAUUUGACGUCAAAAACAUUAUAUCGCGAUCGUCCAGUUACCCUUUGAUAUUAUGUUGUUUUAUGCCACGGGUAGUGAUGAUAUCUAUGUUACGCCGCUAUUGUAACACCAAUUCUAGGAGUGAGUGUGAAGUAAGCCUCUUACAACAGAUUGUCCAGUUUAUUGUCAGUGUUCCAAGAGUAAUGGCUUUUUUUUCUCAGAUUUUAUUCCUGCAGUUUUGGCACAAGAAAUCAUUAUGUUUGUACCACCCGUUCCAGUCUCUACUGCCAUAGAAAUCAUUUCGUCACAUAACUGUCGAUAUAUUUUAGUUGUAAUUGCUAUUUAGUUGAUUACCAUUAACAACAUGUAAAAUAAUAUUAAAAAUAAAGCUUCAUGAAAAUCUA